Amphibalanus amphitrite is the source of this 3009-nucleotide messenger RNA. Its product is annotated as transmembrane protease serine 9-like. Gene Ontology annotation, molecular function: serine-type endopeptidase activity. Bases 1 to 3009 code for a protein of 1002 amino acids. The record is from RefSeq and is a predicted model, not a curated record. NCBI's taxonomy places the organism in Eukaryota, Metazoa, Arthropoda, Thecostraca, Balanomorpha, Balanidae. Gene Ontology annotation, biological process: proteolysis. The transcript has a single exon.
AUGCGCCCGCCUCCGCCGGUGACCGCGCUCGUGCUGGCGCUGCUGGUGUCGGCGCCGACGGCUGCCAAGCGGCCGAUGCUGGCCACGGCGCCGCCGCCGGUGGUGCUGCCGCCGCUGCCGACGGCCAACGGACUGCACCCGGACCUUCUGCCGGCCGACUGCGGCCGUCGGCCCGUGCCGCCGCCGGCCGGACACCAGCCGCAGCUCGCCGGACAUCCAGUGGAGAACCCCGCCUACACGGGCCAGUUCCCGUGGCACGUGCGACUCGUGGCGCGCGAGCCGAGCGGCCACCAGGAGCACCGCUGCUCGGGUCUCAUCGUCAGCCAGUGGCACGUGCUGACAGCCGCUGACUGCGUCUGGAACACGCUGCCCUCACAGGUGUUUGUACGUGUGGCCGACGUGCGCAUCAGCGUUAUCGACGAGGGUGAGCACGACUACGCCGUCACUGACAUCCACGUGCACCACGCGCGCGACGGCGCCAAGCUGGCUGAUAAUGUGGCCCUGCUACGAUUGGCGGCGCCCCUCGUGUUCAGCUCGCACGUGCAGCCGGCCUGUCUGCCAGUGCCCGGCGCAGGACACGCCAUCUUCCUGCAGUGUGAGAUUGCCGGAUGGGGUCGCGCAAACAGUUCGGAUACUCUGCCGAACGAGCUGCGCAGCGACGCCGUGCCGCUGGCCUCGGAUGAGUUCUGUACGGCCCCAGAGGUGUUUGCCGAUCGUUUCGUGCGUAACCGGACUGUGUGCUCGGGCCCCAAUCGCCAUGGCCAGCUGCACUCGUGUCGCGGAGACGCCGGCGCCGGGCUCACCUGUCUGGACCAGCCGGCCGGCCGGGUGAUCGCCUACGGUCUGCUUUCAACCGCCGAUAAACAGGGCUGCGGACGGCGGGCCGGCAUCUACGCCAAACUCUCCGGGUUUGUAGACUGGAUCAUGUGCCAUGUCAAGUUCGAUCAGGAGGGCGGCACCGGCCCACGGCCUCCGCUGUGCGGAAUGCAAGCGCCCGCCUGCGGUCGGACAACAUUUCGUCCCGAGCUGCGCAGCACGCGCGGGGCCGUGCGCGACGGCGACCUGCCCUGGAUCGUGGUGGUGGCGUCUGACCGGCCGCCGCGGCGACCCUGCACGGGUGUCAUCGUCUCGGCGCGCUGGAUCCUCACGGCGGCCGAGUGUGCGCCCGCCUUGACCACGCUCGAGGUGUACCCGGCCAGCGAGUACUUCUUCCGCGCGAAUCCGACCGCGCAGAUACCCAUACCGCGUAUUGAGAUCGAGCGCAUCGAGCAUCGAGCAAACCCGGAUGGGCACAACCACCCGCAGAACCUGGCUCUGCUGCGCACGCGACAGGAUAUCACCUUCUCGGCGCGGGUGUCCCCGAUCUGUGUGCGCGAGACACCACUGGUGGACGACGCGCGCGUCAUCUUCGCCGGUCAGGUGGCCGAGCGAGGGCCGGGUCAGACGCGUCCGUUCGCACUCGAGUGGGCUCGUAUGCGAGUCGUAGGAAAGAAAGAUUGCGAGGCGAGACACACAGUGCCUGGCCUGCGUCCGCCAGAGCUGAAGACCGACGCGUUGUGUACCAGCUGCGAAGAGCCGACGCUCGACCAGAACAACCAGUGGUGGAGUGCUGACCAGAGACGCUUCACCAAGUGUCUGCGUCAGUCGGCGGCGAGGCCAGGCGACUCGGCAGCCUUCGUGCCUCCCGAGCCGUGUCGGUUCAGCAGUAAGGACCGCGGCGGCAUCUGGAUGAGUGUCGACAACAUCGGCGGAGCCGAGGUGUGGUCUGUGGCAGGUCUCAGUGUCGACGAGCUGGACUGUAACAGCGAGGCGCGACCGGACGUGGGGGUGUCCAUGGCGCCGGCGGCCGCCUGGGUGCGCGAGGUGCUCACCCCGCCCGAGCCGUCCCCUCCGGCCCCCGUGCCGCCCAGCACGCCCACCCUGACCUGCGUCACACCCGAUCUGAAGGCGGGCCGGUGUCUGAAGCUGCAGCACUGCCCGGCGCUGGCGCUGACACUGCGGGAGAUCGGCCUCAUCUCCGCACAGCAGUACAUCUGCGGUCGAGACGGCACCGUCAACCUGGUGUGUUGUCCCGCAGACAUGCUGGCACCGCCGCCCUCGCCGCCGGCGCCACCCGCUUUGCCGGCCAUCUCCACAGCUGCCAGUGCGAGGCUGGUGACGUCCCCGAUACUACCGGUGCCGCUGCGGCUGGCCCACUGCGGUGUCAGCGCCUUCAACCCGUCGGCACGGAUGGGCGCCGACCGUGUGAGGAACCUGGGAGAGCUGCCCUGGAUGGCGGCGGUGUAUAACCGACAGGGUGUGCAGAGCAGGCCCCUCUGCGCCGGUGCCGUGCUCUCCGAGCGAUGGAUCCUGACGGGCGCCAGCUGCGCCGAGACGGACGCCCAGCUACAGGUCGAGCUUGGCACGCUGGAUGUCACGCGUCAGGGUGGCAAGCCGCUCUCUGCGCCGCUGCUCUCUGUCCCUAUCGCGGAGAUUGUAAGACACCCGGCGUUCAAGCCGCCGCUCGGCCUCUCCGAGGACAUGGCGCUGCUACGUACGGCCACGCCGAUCCCCCUGAGCUCUGCCGUCAGCGCCAUCUGCCUGCCGGAGCCGGAUGACCUGCCCGAGCGAGCCAUCGUGCCCGCCGGACAGCUCAUCCUCGCCGGCUGGGGCGCCCCCAAACUGGGCGACGAAGCUUCCCCGGUGGCGCUCAAGUGGGCGCGCAUGGACGUGGUGGGCCUGAACGAGUGCGAGCUUAAGUACAGCCAGGUGGACUACUCUGAGAUGUACCUGGGAUCCAACUCGUUCUGCAGCUCGUUCCCGCAGCCGACCGCUGAGUUCACGUGCGCCAUCAACCAGGGCGACCAGGGCUCGCUGUUCAUGCACCGCAGCACGCGCGGAGGCGUGGUCCGGUGGCAGGCGGUUGGUCUGGCCGUCGGAGGGAUAGGAUGCAGCAGUGGACAAUUCCCUGACAUCAACGUGGCCGUGGCCCCGUCUGCUGACUGGAUUCGGAACGUGACCGGUCUGUAG